This is a messenger RNA of Trametes versicolor FP-101664 SS1, 1313 nucleotides long. RefSeq lists its product as uncharacterized. Bases 49 to 1128 code for a protein of 359 amino acids. The record is from RefSeq and is a predicted model, not a curated record. NCBI's taxonomy places the organism in Eukaryota, Fungi, Basidiomycota, Agaricomycetes, Polyporales, Polyporaceae. The transcript has 3 exons.
CGUCCUCCGUCUCUUACUAUCGUCCUCCAUCCAUCUCUCACCAGUGCGAUGCCUGCUCCAGCUGUGUACAUUGCUUUCGCAGUCGUUGGAGUCGUCGCGGUGGGCGUUGCUUUCCACGAACUCGUUUACGAACCGCACAUCGCUCCCAAGUUUGAGGAAUGGGCAGAAUCAUUCUUAGAGAAACGUAGGCAGAGGCAGAGGAAUCGCCAGAGGACAGGGUCUGUACUCGCCCAUUCCCAUCCGUUUGAGGGAAGCGAGAAUGGCGCCAGACGAUCUGCCGAUAGCGGACAGGACAGGAGAGACGACGAGGACAACAAUGACACGGCAAUCGAGCUUGAACAGCUCGCAGCUAGGGAGAGAGACGCUUGGAGGCGCGAGGCGGCUUCCUCUGGCCUUCGGCAACGGCGACCAGUUGGUGCCAUGGACGACUCCAACCCCUCCAUCCCAUACCCUGCUAUGAGCCCGACUCAUGUCUUGUUUGACACAUCGGAACCUCCCUCGCCCGGCGUACGGUCCUCGUCCUCACUUUCAAGCGCGCCCUCCUCCUUGAACAGCAGUCCCUCUCAUCCGAUAAUCGAGCUAUCCGAGCCUCAACCACGUGUGGCGGAGGCGGCCUCUCCCCCGCCUCGCGGCAUGUCUCGAGGCUUGCCCACGCCGAUGUCGAACUUCUCUCCGCUCUCGUCGCGUGCAGCCACUCCUUCCACGACGCUUUCGGACCACUCUGUCUUCUCCUCCAGACGACCCACGCCCGACAUCAGUGCGUCGCAAGCCCUCACGUCUGCAUACAACACUCCGCUCGGCGGUUCGGUCAUUUCGGACUGCGGCCGGCCAGUGGAAGACAUCCAGUCGUUGCCGGGAUCACGAAUCCAGUCGCCUUUCUCCGACAUACAUUCCGUCGAUGCACGCAGCACCCCCGAGCACGUCUUCGCACGAUCCCCCAUUACCUCUCCGCGCGUGCAGUCCCCGAGCAUAGGCUCGGACCUGACCAUGGACUCGGACGAUGAGUUCGACAUCCUCUCCCCGCGUUCCGGAAUGUUCAGCCCUCCCAGCCGGGUCGGCGACUUCCACUUUGACGGCGCGAGCGACGCGUCCUGGAUGAGCGCAGGAAGGAGGACCCCCGAAUUCUGAGGACGAUACGCACGUUCAUCACCACCCGGCAUACUUUCUCGUCACGGCACACCUCGCACUCUGUAUCAUACACUGCACUCAUGAACUCCUGGAUCUGUACCAUCUAUUUCCGUCGUUUCGUUCGUUUCUUGUGGCUUUAGUUGGUCGUAAAUGUUGUAUUUGCUGUAGAAGAAGUGACAAAUACC